Messenger RNA from Penicillium chermesinum, 1725 nucleotides. Its product is annotated as fungal specific transcription factor domain-containing protein. The record is from RefSeq and is a predicted model, not a curated record. Lineage: Eukaryota; Fungi; Ascomycota; Eurotiomycetes; Eurotiales; Aspergillaceae. Gene Ontology annotation, molecular function: DNA binding; zinc ion binding. The transcript is spliced from 5 exons. Gene Ontology annotation, cellular component: nucleus. Gene Ontology annotation, biological process: DNA-templated transcription. Bases 1 to 1725 code for a protein of 574 amino acids.
AUGCAAGCUACGUUGAUGGACUUCAACACGUCUCCGACCUAUCAGUAUGCACCCAGCCAGCGUCGGCUUCCUUGGCCGUCGAUCGCCUCUGAUGCGCAUCAUCCGGGUUUCCGUUUGCCGGGACUCGAUGCCAGCGCGGGGGAGAUUCAUGCCGAGCAUGUGGCCGUGGUGAAGGAGAUGCUUGCACGCCUUAGACGUCUUGAUCUGAUUGAAAAGCUGCUCAACGAGUAUUACACCCACAGCCCUGCGGCUCUUGUUCCUGGUCCACUUGUGUUGCCCGCUGUCGUCGCACUUCGGACCCACAUGAACGAUGUCUCAGCAUCUGCGGUCGCAACCGAUGACCCAACCCUGCCGGUUGCUGAACGAAUCAUUCAGUCGACAUUGGCGGACAUUCACAUCGACGUGGACCUAGCACCGUCGAAAUUCUGUGAAUCCUACGCUGGGAAAAGUCUUCGUCUCGAAGCCAUUGGCCUCCUCUUCGCUCUCGCAGGCCGCUCGUGUCUAUUGAGUCCCGGCAGGGACGAUUGGCGGGAUGAAUUCGUGAAUACAAUGUUUCGCUGUAGCACAUGCUGCCUUCAGCUUGCGCGGGAAAUCGCGCCGCAAGUCAAUGAUCCUAUGGUGUGGUUGUCAUACGAAAAUCUCUUAUUGACAAUGUCUAUUCAAGGAGAUGCUAGUCCUAAUGUAUGGCGUCGCCUCGGCGACCUGUCGACCGACGUGUAUGCCCUCGGCGUCCACCGUGAGUCGACCCACGCAGGGAAAGUGCCGUUCUAUAUUUCAGAGUGUCGGCGGAAAAUGUUUGCAUCCGCCUACCAGGUGGACAAGCUCAUCUGCACAUUUUUCGAUAGACCCCCAAGGAUUCUUCGGCGUUAUGCUGAUUGUAAAAUGCCACUGGAUCUCACUGAUGACGAAAUUCUUGUCGCGGCGGAUGAAGUUGAGCGAGUAGGUCUUUUACUGGAUUCUGAAGGUUGGAGUGCUACAGCGCGCUUUACCAGCUCCACCUGGGCACGUCUGCGCUAUAUCCUUGGCGUUUUCAGAGAGGAGGUUUUGGAGUUCCCCUUCCGCCCCCUUACGACUGAAAACAAGGCGAAGCUGAUGCAAGAAUCUUUCAGAAAGAUGCCAGCAGGCAUGGAGAGGUUUACCCGACCACCUCAAAUAUACACACCAAUGCUGGACAUCGGGAAUUGGAGCUACAUCUCGGCGGACAUCAUUGAAGUCAUUGUACAAUUGGGUAAAUCGCGCGACAAAGCAAUCCUUCUACGGCACGACUUUCCUUACGUCGUAGUGAACUACGGCCUCCCUAGCGCUGCCACGUUAGUGGCGGCUCUGCAGACCAUUACAAAAAGCCAGCGGCCUGCGCCGCUGCAAAACCUCAGUCGCUCAGCGCUCAUACGCAGCUUGGUGGUCUUUACUUCUUACCUCGAGAGCAUUGGCGACACGGGUGAGGCAAUUCAUUCGACAUGUGUGCAAGCUGCGCAGGUGAUCUCUCGCACCCUGGAUAAUAUGCUCGACGAGCCACCCUCCACAUCUAAUACAACACCCGUCGUGGCUGGAACGUCUAUGUUUACUGAUCUUCAAAGCGCGCUUUUCUCACCCUCGGAGUUCCUGCAAUCUGGGCUUGACACUAGUUUCCCAAACUUUGACUUGCUCAAUAGCAAUGCAUUAGACGGUGUUGAUCUGUCUGGAUGGCUAAAUGAUAUUACAUGGACAAACAAAUUCUCUGGAUAG